This is a messenger RNA of Rubroshorea leprosula, 436 nucleotides long. The record is from the annotation of a GenBank genome assembly. NCBI's taxonomy places the organism in Eukaryota, Viridiplantae, Streptophyta, Magnoliopsida, Malvales, Dipterocarpaceae.
ACCACCCUUCAAUCUGAUUUUUUUCUAUAUAUAUACCCAAAUAAAAGAUAAAAUAAAUAAUAAAUAAUGAAAAAAAGGCCUUGCUCUGUCAAUCAAUAAUGAUGAAGAUUUUCUGGCAUGUACUGUAGCGAGCAAAGGCAGGGGCAUGGCUCGGUGUAGAGGGCAUGAUUGCUGGCGCAGAGUGCAGGCGUGCCAGCAACGUGGGUUCGGCGUAGCAGGCGGCAAGGGGAUUUGGUGCAGCAGAGGAUCCGGCUUUUGGCAGAAGUAGGAGUGCAGGAUCAAGUGUAGCCUAAAUGGCAACCAGUUGGAAGGGAUACUGCCACGGUCUUUAGUUAAUUGCAGUUACUUGGAAAUUCUAGAUGUGGGGAACAACAACUUGAAUGAUACCUUUCCACAUUGGUUAGGUGUUCUUCCAUCGCUAAAAGUUCUCAUCCUU